AUGGAGUCUCGACGGAACCCUCGCGCCGUUGUCGAUCCAAAGGUCCGGCAAGUCGGCUUCUUCACAUCUCAACCCGAUUCGACUCAGCAACCCGACCCGAUCGCCUCCGCUUCUCAUCCCGUUUCCAGCAUUUCUCCCUCCGGAAAUUCCCUCUCCCCCGUCAUGAUUCCUCCGCCUCGCCACAACUCUUCCGAUACCUUCCCUCUUCGCGCCGCCGUUGCCUCAGCCGUAUCUCCUUCCUCGUUCUCCUACUCCAGCCGCCGCGAUUUCCCAGACGGCUCAACGACGGCGUCUCCUGGACGCGUUUCCAGGGCCAGUUUCGCGAGAUCGCAUGUUCCGGCUGCGUCUUCACUUCCCGGUGUCGGGAUGGAUUCUAUGGCGGCGGCUAAAUCUAGUAGCGUUCCGGCCAGUGGAUUAACCACUGUCUCCGUCGUGAAUAUGCCUCCUGGACUCUCUGCUGAAGGUGGGAAGGCGCCAUUAGUGACCUCAGGCACGGUGGCUUCAACAAAUGUUAAAGCUGCUAAACCAGCAAAGCCCACGUCUCAGAAGAACGACGUCGCUGUUGCUGCUGGACCAUCUGAGAAGAAGGGAGGUCCAUCUGAGAAAGACAGAAAGAAAGAUGCUCCUCAUCCUCGCAUGCAAUAUGAUGACGAGAGCAGAGUCGUCAAGGCGAAAAGACGUGCUGUUGUAAAACAGACCGAGGCUAAAAACAGGGUUGAGCUAUUUAGGCAUUUGCCUCAGUAUGAGCAUGGGACUCAACUUCCUGAUUUAGAGACAAAGUUCUUCCAGCUUGACCCUAUGCAUCCUGCUGUGUACAAGGUUGGUCUUCAAUAUCUCUCCGGGGAUAUAUCUGGUGGCAAUGCAAGGUGUAUUGCAAUGCUCCAAGCAUUUCAAGAGGUUGUCAAAGAUUAUUCUACACCGCCUGAGAAGACGCUUAACAGGGAUAUGACUGCGAAGAUAAGCAGCUACGUCUCUUUCCUCAUAGAGUGCCGUCCGCUUUCAGUUAGCAUGGGAAACGCGAUCCGGUUCGUGAAAAACAGGAUCGCGAAGCUGCCUAUAACACUUGCUGAAUUCGAAGCGAAAGCUGCUCUUCAGUCAGAUAUCGAACGGUUCAUCAACGAGAAGAUCAUAAUGGCAGAUACGGUGAUUGUCAAACACGCUGUUACCAAAAUAAGAGACGGUGAUGUGCUUUUGACAUAUGGAUCUCCAACUGCUGUUGAGAUGGUGUUGUUACGUGCGCAUGAGCUCAGGAAAAAGUUCCGUGUCUUGGUGGUUGAUUCUCGCCCGAAGCUUGAAGGGCAGCUUCUGCUUCGUAGACUGAUCAAACGAGGCAUUAACUGUACAUACACUCAUAUAAACGCCAUUUCGUAUAUCAUGCACGAAGUCACCAAAGUGUUUUUGGGCGCCUCGUCAGUUUUGUCAAACGGAACGGUUUACUCGAGGGUCGGGACUGCUUGUGUUGCGAUGGUUGCAAGUGCAUUCCGUGUCCCUGUCCUUGUCUGUUGCGAAGCCUACAAGUUCCAUGAGAGAGUGCAGCUGGAUUCAAUAUGCUCUAAUGAGCUAGGUGAUCCGAAUGCUAUUUCCAAAGUUCAUGGAAGAGAAGAUAUAAACUACUUAGAUGGGUUGACCAACAACACAAACCUGCAGUUUCUGAACUUAAUGUAUGAUGCUACUCCUUCAGAUUACAUUUCCAUGAUAAUCACAGACUAUGGCAUGGUACCUCCCACAAGCGUGCCUGUCAUUGUGAGAGAAUAUCAGAAAGAACACUUGCUCGUCUAA
This is a messenger RNA of Thlaspi arvense, 1779 nucleotides long. The record is from the annotation of a GenBank genome assembly. NCBI's taxonomy places the organism in Eukaryota, Viridiplantae, Streptophyta, Magnoliopsida, Brassicales, Brassicaceae.